Molecule: messenger RNA, 1035 nt
Organism: Paramecium tetraurelia
Lineage: Eukaryota; Ciliophora; Oligohymenophorea; Peniculida; Parameciidae
Exons: 3
Biological process (GO): protein phosphorylation
Molecular function (GO): protein serine/threonine kinase activity; ATP binding
Source: RefSeq, a predicted model, not a curated record
AUGGGCAAUUAAUGUAAAGGAGUCGGCGAAGAGAGAACUGUAAAAUCCAACAAUGGUCUCGCUCAAAAUAUCCCAUCCAAAAAACCUAGAUUAUAAGAUUUCAAGAAACUCAAAAAGCUGGGCUAAGGAGCCUACGGAUCUGUCUUCUUGGUCGAACAUAAAAAUGAAUUUUACGCCAUGAAGGAAAUUGCCAAGUCCAGAAUUCAAAAGAAAAGCACCAAACAACAUAUAGAUUCUGAAAGGCAAAUACUUCAAUGCACUAAAAGUAAAUACCUUGUAGAACUCAAAUAUGCAUUUCAAGAUGACAGAAAUCUCUACAUGGUCGUCAAUUAUGUCAAAGGAGGAGAACUGUUCUUUCACAUCAGAGAAGCAGGUAGUUUUACCCUAGAAAUCUGCAAAUUUUAUUCAGCCCAAAUACUUAUGGCCUUGCUAGAAUUGCACAACUAGAACAUCAUCUACAGAGAUUUAAAACCAGAAAAUAUCCUCCUGGAUGAAUAAGGACAUGUAGUAUUAACCGAUUUCGGGCUAAGCAAACAUUUAUGCGAUGAUGAAUUAACCAAAAGCAUGUGUGGAACUCCAGAAUACUUGGCACCUGAAAUCAUUACUUCCAAUAAUGGAUACUCUUUCGAAGUCGACUACUACAGCUUAGGAUGCAUUAUCUAUGAAAUGCUGAAUGGUAAAACUCCAUUCUACUCCACUAAUAAAAGACAAAUGUUUCAGGACAGAUUGACUAGAAAAGUAACUUGGCCUGAUUCUAUUGAUGAAACAGCCAUCUCCCUAGUAAAUGGGUUAUUAGAAAUUGAUCCUUUAAAGCGAUUAUAAGGAGAUGAAAUAAAAAAGCAUAAAUUCUUCGAAGAUAUUAAUUUUGAUGAACUUAGGAAUGUUAAACCUCCAUACAAUUUCAACUAAUCAUCUGCAUCUAAGUUCUUCGAACAAUUCAAUAGCACUAACAAAACAACAUGUUACACAACCGUAUAACCAAUGAUUUAAGAAUAACAAUUUUAAUUCUAAGAGUUUUCUUUUCCACAAGAAUGA